Blepharisma stoltei is the source of this 1404-nucleotide messenger RNA. The record is from the annotation of a GenBank genome assembly. NCBI's taxonomy places the organism in Eukaryota, Ciliophora, Heterotrichea, Heterotrichida, Blepharismidae.
AUGGAAGCUUUAAGUGAUCCACUAAACAACAGGGCAAUCAAAGAAAUAAAGCCGCCACCUCAUCGGCCUUUAUCAACAGAAUUGUUGUUUCCUCAGAAUAAUAAUGGAAAGCCUUCAUGAAAAGUAUUAAGAGAGCAUUAUCAAAGGGAAGGCUGCCUUUAUAAAGCUGAUGUUCUUAAAAUUGUUGAGCUGGCAAUAAAUAUAUUAAAAGAUGAACCAAACUUGCUAGCUCUGCAAGAUCCAGUAACUAUUGUAGGCGAUAUUCAUGGGCAAUACUUUGAUUUACUUAAAAUGUUUUCUAUAGGAGGAAACCCUGAGACAACAAAAUAUUUAUUUUUAGGUGACUAUGUUGACAGAGGUUCAUUUUCAUUGGAAGUAAUAAUAUACCUAUUUUCUCUGAAAAUUAAUUUUCCGAAUACCCUAUUCUUAAUUAGAGGAAACCAUGAAUGCCGACAGAUGACUUCAUUUUUUAAUUUUAGACAGGAAUGCUUAUAUAAGUAUGAUGCAGAAGUUUAUGAUUGAAUUAUGGAUAGCAUGGACUGCUUACCUUUGGCGUGUAUUGUAAAUAAAAAAUUUUUGAAUGUGCACGGUGGCUUAUCUCCAGAAUUGAGAAGUAUUGAUGACAUAACCCGAAUAAAUAGAUUUAUUGAAACACCAAGGCAUGGUGCAUUCUGUGAUCUUUUAUGGUCAGAUCCCAUUGAUCAUCCAGAAGGAAGACUAAUUGAAGGGUUUCGAAACAAUGAUGUGAGAGGGUGCAGCUAUUUUUUUGGACAAGAAGUAACAAAUAAAUUCCUAAAGGACAAUGAGAUGAUUUCCCUUAUAAGAGCUCACGAAGUCCAGCUAGAUGGCUAUAAAAUGCACCGGUGAAAUGGUACAAGUGAAUUUCCUUCAGUAAUUACUAUAUUUUCAGCUCCAAAUUAUUGUGAUUUAUAUGGAAAUAAAGCAGCUAUAAUAAAAUUUGACAAUAAUACGUUGAAUAUACAGCAAUAUAAUUAUACCCAGCAUCCGUAUUUAUUGCCGAAUUUUAUGGAUGUUUUUGAAUGAAGCAUUCCUUUUGUGAUAGAAAAGGUGAUGGAAAUGCUGAUGACUGUGAUUAAAAUAAAGCCGAAUGAUGAUAUUGAUAAUGAAUAUUUUGAGUCAAGAUUAAAAGAACUAGAGGAAAGCGUUAGAGAAAAUAGAAAAACUCAAUUAGUGAAUAAAGUCAAGAGUGUUUCACGAAUGCUAAAAAUACUCAAAACAGUGAGAGAAGAACAUGAAACUAUUAUAAAACUGAAAGGGAUGUGCCCAGACAAUAAAAUUCCAAAGGAUGUGAUAAUGGCUGGGCAAAGUGCAUUACACAAUACUGUUGAUAAUUUUACUGGAAUCAGGUCAGUUGAUAUUGUUAAUGAAAAGAGGCCUGAGUAA